This is a messenger RNA of Quercus robur (English oak), 374 nucleotides long. Its product is annotated as acyl-CoA-binding domain-containing protein 4-like. Lineage: Eukaryota; Viridiplantae; Streptophyta; Magnoliopsida; Fagales; Fagaceae. Gene Ontology annotation, cellular component: cytosol. Gene Ontology annotation, molecular function: protein binding; fatty-acyl-CoA binding. Bases 30 to 359 code for a protein of 109 amino acids. The record is from RefSeq and is a predicted model, not a curated record. The transcript is spliced from 3 exons. Gene Ontology annotation, biological process: lipid transport.
AGCAUGCUGCAGCAGUUGUGUAAGACAAGAUGUACAUAUAUGGCGGAAACCACAAUGGUCGUUACCUUAAUGAUAUUCAUGUACUGGAUUUGAGAAGUUGGACUUGGUCAAAGAUUGAGGCAAAGUCUGGGGCUGAGUCCCUGGAGUCACCGUCUCCAGUAACGUUUGCUCCUUGUGCUGGUCAUUCCUUGAUACCAUGGGAGAAUAAGCUUCUGUCUAUUGCUGGACAUACAAAGGAUCCAGCUGAAAGUAUACAAGGUAUAAGUCAAUAUCAUUUACCUAUCAAAAAAAGUCAAUAUCAUUUACUGCCUUUUGAUUUAUUUGAGUUUGUGAACUUUGUGGAAAUAUCGUACUUAUAAAAGUGGAAAAACCGU